AACUUCUUCCCGAGUUCUUCAACCAUGGAAGCCUCAAAAGUAAACUUGGGUCGCGCUAAAGUUCGCAGCUCCUAAAAGCAGAGAGAUUUCGCUCUCCAGGUCAUGCCAUCGAUGGCACUGGACUUUCUCCUUUUCGAUCCACGACUUUUGCCAGCGACCGACAUCCUCUCGCAGUACAAGAAACCCCACUUUGCUUCUCGCUUUAAACAAACACUGUCUGUUAGUUUAUAUUGUCCAUUUGGCAAAUUCAUAUCGACUGUGUGGCAAGAAGAGAAGAUGGAGAGAAUUUUUUACAUCUUCUUCGAGGAAUUGUGUCUUCAACUGAACAGAGAUGGUUUGCAGACACGACACAGCAGAAAGAAUGCUCGAGAUCAUCUCAAUUCAAUAAUCUCGGGCAUUUGCGAUGGACAAAACUUGGCACCCGAAGAAUCUGCUCGUUUGGCAGUGGAAACUGCCAUACAUUUUCACAGGGACGAGAAGGCAAAAAAUUCACAAAUUUGCCUGAUGGGAACAUUUCACAACAUCCUCUACAUCGCUCUGAAGGCAUCGUGGGAUUGGAGUGUUACCGACAGUUCUGUCGUCUGUUCACUUCUUGGAGAAAUCUACUCAUGUGAGAGAACCUUUGAACGAUUAUUUUUGGGAGCUAUCUUCGGAACCAGUGCGCCCUACUUUAUUGCAGGCUGGAAAUCGGAUUUUAGAGAUCAGGAUGAAAAUAGUCGAGCCAUGGUCUACUUCUUGGAGCAUGCAUCGAGACGGAGAAUUGAAUUUCCCGUCCACGCCGGAGAGCAAAAUAAUCCACGAAUGACACGGUUCAUCGAUGUGCCAAUCGAGUCGUGUGGCAUGGCUUCACCUCUACGUGUCACUCUGCAGGCCGGAGCUCCGGAUAUUUUGCUCAUUUUACUGAGAUAUGGCGCCAAUCCAAAUCCCACGGACGGAGGGUCCAGUGCCAUAAUCGCAUUACUAGAUAAAUUACUUGAGUCGAAGGAUAGACGAUAUCCAUACCAAUUAGAAGCGUGCUUGAAAAUACUGAUGAGGGCUGUACCAUUUAUUGAUCUACCAUUUAAGCCCUACACUUUUGAUGUGCGGAAGGAAGUGUUUAUGACGAAGUAUUGGACGCUCAUCAAGGACGGCCUGCUGACGGACGACCAAAUUGGCGGAGUGUCACUGCUCAAGCACUUAGCGAGGUGUGCAAUUCGCCAGCGCCUGAGGGAAACGGGCAAAUUGCCUUCGGGCAUAAAAACUUUUGGGCUGCCACGUCACCUGAGGCGCUACAUUGACCUAAUGGAGGACUAAUUCGAUGCACUGUGCGGCCAGAUUUGCGGCUCUCCGCGGACUUGAGCUCGCUCUCUCUGCGGCGCUGAAGAGUGCCUUUUACUGGCAUCCCCCAUUUGGCAAUAUCCCAUAAAAAUAAUUGAAUAAUUUAUUGCAGUGUACCCAGUGGGUUCCUGUACUUAAAAUGUUAUUAUGCCAUAUCCCACCCGAAAAAAUAUACAUAUUCAUUAUAUAUAAUCACAUAAAAACUGUACCACAAUA
This is a messenger RNA of Phlebotomus argentipes, 1533 nucleotides long. RefSeq lists its product as uncharacterized. The coding region runs from base 103 to 1293 and encodes 396 amino acids. NCBI's taxonomy places the organism in Eukaryota, Metazoa, Arthropoda, Insecta, Diptera, Psychodidae. The transcript has 9 exons. The record is from RefSeq and is a predicted model, not a curated record.